AUGAAUUCUCCACAAUCAACAGAGGCCAGACGCCCUUCCGCUAGUCUCCAAAAACCAUUGAAGACUGGGAACUGGCUACCUUCAGAAGAUGAGCGACUACGUAAAGGUGUGGCCAAGCAUGAUGAAGUUGGCAAUCGAAAUGGAGAUCAAUGUGCCAAACGAUGGAAAGAAAAGAUGAAUCCUGAGCUUGACCGUAGUCGGUGGACAUCGGAAGAGAUAAGUGAGCAUUUUGGAAUGCCAGGGAGUUGA
This is a messenger RNA of Penicillium malachiteum, 249 nucleotides long. RefSeq lists its product as uncharacterized. The record is from RefSeq and is a predicted model, not a curated record. NCBI's taxonomy places the organism in Eukaryota, Fungi, Ascomycota, Eurotiomycetes, Eurotiales, Aspergillaceae. The transcript is spliced from 2 exons. The coding region runs from base 1 to 249 and encodes 82 amino acids.